Messenger RNA from Rotaria sp. Silwood2, 324 nucleotides. The record is from the annotation of a GenBank genome assembly. NCBI's taxonomy places the organism in Eukaryota, Metazoa, Rotifera, Eurotatoria, Philodinida, Philodinidae.
AUGAUGAUAUCUAAAGUGACAAUUCCAUAUUUCUUAUUGAUGAUGGUUUUGAUUUAUAUUGUUCAAGCAAGUUUUACUGAAGUACCACCUCCACCAAAACGUCCAGAACGAUUUCAUUCACGAGACGAAUUAAAAAGAUAUUUACAAAAAGUUCAUGAAUAUCAUACGAUUCUUGGUCGAUGGCGUCUUCGACGUAGUGAUGAUAAACAUCAAGUUUCAAGUACAUCAAAUGAUGAUUUAUUUAAAUUUUUCGACAUAGAUAAUGAUCACUACAUCUCAUUUAAUGAAUUUUUUCAACGAAUGAUGUUUGACAAAGAAAAUUAA